Gamsiella multidivaricata is the source of this 4304-nucleotide messenger RNA. RefSeq lists its product as uncharacterized. Lineage: Eukaryota; Fungi; Mortierellomycota; Mortierellomycetes; Mortierellales; Mortierellaceae. Bases 485 to 4141 code for a protein of 1218 amino acids. Gene Ontology annotation, biological process: protein phosphorylation; signal transduction. The transcript is spliced from 6 exons. Gene Ontology annotation, cellular component: cytoplasm. Gene Ontology annotation, molecular function: ATP binding; protein kinase activity; protein binding. The record is from RefSeq and is a predicted model, not a curated record.
UAUUAUUAUUACUGUAUCCAGCUCUGUGAGGACAUCCACAUUCAACAACAUCGUAUCUGUCGUAGAGCCAUCAUCAUCAAAAUCCUUUCUUCUCCUCCGUCCCCUCUCGCCUCUCGCUCGUUGCUGGCGGUUCUCUCAUCACAUCUCAUCCCCGUUUAUAAUAUCCGCUCGAGGAUUGCGAGAACAUCCCACUCAUCCUGAUAUCUGCGAUUGCGUGUCUGCUCUUUUUCUCUCUCUUUCUUUCUUUCUCCUUUCCAAGAUUCUGAGAACUACACUGAGCCGCGCCUCCGGUACCUCCUCCCAAGCGACCCUACCAGCCAAUCUGAACCUGGAUACCUCCGCUACAGUCUCCGCAAAGGACACCUUGGCCAACCUGACAGACAUUCACGAACAAGGGGUCCUGUCCCCGCAGCCCCUGCUGAGUACCCAGCAGGCUAUCAUCGACUCUAUCAACCGCAGGAAACGUGCUGAGCGCUCGCACGAGAUGAUGGCCAGAGGUUCCUUGGCAUCCAACCACGAUGGCUCCCCAGCCAGAAACCCAGCUGACAGCUGGCUCGGUGCUCGGAUGUCGCCGCAGAGACACCCCGGCGCAGUCUCUGUUCCCGGUCAACUACAUCUGCCGACAACUAUCCGGCAUCCACUCAGUCAUGUACACUCAAAAGGAAAGACGACAGCAAUGCCUUUGAGCAUACCUAUCACUACCUCAAAGCUCUCCUCAGGACUCAAGAUCCGCAUCCCGAGAGACCUGCCCAACCUCCCUGAGGCCUUUCGCAAGCGAGGUGCCAUCCGCUCCCAGUCCACAUCGACAUCUCCCGCUAGGCCAUCGAACAAGAGGACACACAGUGCUAUGAUGAUGGAGGACAGUUCAGGGGGCAACAGUUACAUCUCCUAUGCUGUGCCAGGCGAAGGGCCAAGGAUCAAGAUUAUGCGGAAGCAGCCAUCGGCAGUCGGUCCCAUACCACCACAUUUGGCCAACGCCACGAAUCUGGCCAUACGCACUGCCAAGACCCCUGUCUCUGCCUCCGCAGCAUCCUCGCCCUCAACCAACAACAGCUCGGCAUCACAAACACCGGCAACCGCUCCUGCCGGUGUAGCAACAGCUGAUGGCCUAGGUAGAGUAGACGAGACGGUCGUGAAGCACCGCAGUCAGUCAAAAGCAGGGUCGAGCUCGCCAAACUCGACACCGGUGCAGUUCCCGUCACCUGUACCUUCUGUGGAUAGCGUCGCGACCAUGCCGUCGUCAGCUUCAUCGCCAACGGUGGAUUCAUCAAAGAAUACAAACCACACCCACGAGGCGAGACCUGUAGAUGGGGUAACGCGAGGCGUCUCUGCUGGCAGUGGCGCUCUAUUUAAUACGCCCACGCCCGCCGUUUCUGUCACCAUGAACGCACAGGCCAUACCAGAACAACUCAGCCCGUCCUCAGGAGCUACUGAAGUAUUGGAUAUGGAUCACGACUCUUUGCAGCCGAUUGAACUUGUCCGUGUUGGCAUGCUCAUCCUGAAUCAGCUUCUCUGCAACACCUUCUGCAAGAACUUCAUCAACAAAGUGCCUCUGACAGUCGCCAACUAUCACCAAGUGAUCAAGAAGCCCAUGGAUCUGACAACCAUCGAGCACAAGUUGUGGAAGACAUUGCAUCUUGCCGGUGCCGACUAUGGGUCUGGAGCUUCGAUGGUGGCGCUGACAAAGGCUGCAGAGUUCUUAGCCAAUGAUGUUACGGAAGGAUACACGGAUUUGCAAGACUUUGAGCGCGACCUACGAAGGAUCUAUCAGAACGCCACCUAUUUUAACUCGCCAACCCAUAGCAUCUACAAGGAGGCUCAGUCUUUUCAGAACGCGUACAUCAACCUCCUGACCAGCUAUCGGCAAGGUACAAAACUGCUGUUGAACGAGCCCCUGCCUCAAGAAGCGUUUAGGCCUGAGCUGCUUUCGAUUUCAGAACCUGGGCCUCUUUAUCUCUUCCGCGCCCACACGUUGAGAGAGAUGGAGCGCAAGAUGACCGAUAUCUCUACGGACCUAUUUGCAUGUUUCCACCAGCCGAUCUUCGAUAUUGCGAACGAACAGAUUGGUCAACUUUCGCCGGAACAUCCACGUUUCGUAAGAAUGUACAUAAACAAGAACAGGAGUAUCCUGGCCAAAAGCAGGGAUGAGCGCUUUGCCCGAAUCGCUCUUCUCAGCGAUCUCCAGGUCGGCAAGCCCUACACAGUCUCGAACUCUGCAGCAAGCAGCCCUGUGAGUGUGAAAUCGUCGCCAGGCACGCGUGGUAGACCAACGACAGGCGCGAUCGGUGGCUCGGUCAGCAUGGUGCGGAUGACAGCCAAGGUUCUUAUUGGGAAGCCCAUUGGAGAAAGGUAUGAUAUGAUCACCGUCGGUGAUUUGGACUGCCCGAACGCGUGGAUCACGGUUGCGUGUGUCAGGGCCCUGGAUAUUGAUGUGGAAGUGCCCGCCAAGUUUGAGAAGGGAACCCUGUCAAAGAUGCGGCAUGAGGUCGUGGCCUAUUCUUCAGAUUCAAAGAUCAGUCCUGAAUACCAAAGGGCGUUUGCAGACGCGCUUGGGCUUUUAUUGCCUGGCGCCGGAAGGACUGGACAAGCGCCUGUAGCGACCGGGCAGCGGUCUAUGAUCCCAGCGGCGUCAACCGCAGCAGCUCAAACUGCGACGCCCAUGACGACCAGAGCGCUAGGACUUGGUAUCACCACACCUGCGACCACAUCCACCGCAGCUGCCACUGCCACAUCAGCUGGUAAAGCAGCACAGAAGAACAACUCUGGAAACAACAGCACAGGCGAGCGGACAUCGACAGCUACAUGGGUUGAUCUUCACGACCAGGGAUCUAAUGGACAGUAUCUGGUGAAGAUGCGGAUACCGUCCCUAAAGAUUCCUCACCGCGCAGCACCAGCGUCUGCUACAGCAUCUAUUUCUGGAGCCGCGCCAUCACAUCCCCUUGCUGCCUCGAUGCCAUCGACUCCACUCCUGCCCGCACGAGUCUAUGCAUUGUCAAGCCAGGUUCCUACUACGCCGACUUCAUCAGGCUCGGAUAUGGAGUCAUUAUCGGCACCGGACCGCAUCAUGCUGAGCGAGCAGAUCUCCAAGCGUGGACGCAAGAUGCUGCAGGAGCUCAAGGUCGUGGCCAAGCGAAAGAAGGUGCCGUAUCAGCGCUGGAGCGAUAUUGAACCAACACUGACGGUCGACACUGCACAUGGACUGUUCAAAAGGAUCUACCAUGUCCGCGGCGAGGAUGGGCUUGUGGUGCAGAACUUUAAGGAGAUGGAUGCAGAGUCGUUUGACCAACGCGUCCGGGAGGUGGCAUGUCUAUUGAAGCUGAGGAACCUCGAAGGGGUGGGGCAGAUCCAGGCGAUCUUUUACAAUGAGGAGGACCACCUUGUUGGUCUGUCCAUGACCAAGUACUCUUACACGCUCAAGCAGUAUGCCACCAAUGCACGCCGCCACCCUACCCCCUGUCAAAAACUGUCUCUCAUCUGCGACAUGGUCUCGGCAAUGUGCGGUAUCCACAACGCGGGCCUGGCACAUAGAGACCUGAGUGAGGUGAAUAUCAUGGUGGAUGAGGAUCCUAACGAUCUCCUCGAGGACCUGUCGGCCCGGCCCCAUAUCAAAGUGAUUGAUUUUGGCAAAUCGAUCUUUGUGGAACGCGACGAGGUGGUACGGUGGAGCAUGAAGGAGCACAUCCCCGAGAGUGAGCUCUCACUGUUGCCACUGGUGGUCCUGCCACCAGACCACGGGUACAAGCUGUACAGGUCGAUUUUGACACUGCCUCGGAACAAGUAUGACCACGAGGCCCUGCCGCCGGUGGAUCCACGGUCGGAGGACGUGUACUCACUCGGGGUUUUGAUCUGGAGGACGUUCAGUGGGAAAUCACCGUGGAAUGGGGCGAUUGAGGAUGAUCUGAAGAAGAUCCGGUACUAUGUAUCGAGAGAUGAACAGAUCAAGUUCCAGCUGGAGCGCGAGGUCGAGGGACCGGUGUCGCGGGAGCUGCUUUUGAAAUGUUUGACCGCACAGGCAGAGACGCGGUGGACGACGCAAGAGCUGAAGGAAUGGCUGGAUCGCCCCGCGGUUGCGGCUGAGCUGCUGAAGGAGUUUGAAGCCCUUGGAGGGGGACGGAAGAAAAUGCGGAAGAAUUUGGAUUGAAUAGGGAGGAUUAGGGAGGAGGUUUUUUAGGAAGAGGGGAGGAGGGGAGGAAGAUUAUAUUUUCUACCAUUCUUUCUUCGCGUAAUUACGCGUAAUACUUUUUUUCUUUUCUUUCUUCGUGAAAUAUAUACAUUGCGAAGGUAACAAAGGCCUUGGUUUCCCU